UCUGAAUAGAAGCACGUACUCAUGUGAUUCUUUUUCAUUUUAUUUACGCUUUCCCGGCCGUCAAAAUAACAUCAAAAUUAUCAAUUCUACAAAACGUUAGUGACUCUGUACGGAAUCCCGGGAAAAUGUGCUGAUUAAACUGCCAAGUACAACGUAAUGUUUCAAACGAAACACUUUGARAAACGUUUAGCUUCUCUACGUCUAAACACGACCAUGGAAUAGAAAUAGGCCGAAAUUUUGUAGAAGAAUGUUAUGUAGUUUAAUAGUGAGUUGUUGAUGUGGACUUCUGUCUCACUUCCUCUCCGUGCGUUUUUCGGUGUAGCAGAAUAAUGGCAAUGUCGAACGCUAGACGAAGCAUUACGCCUUCACCAUCUGUCAACUUCGAUCACUUAGCCGCUGUGCCUGUCCCUGUCCUUGGAGGAAGUAUGUCGUUCAUCUGUGUUGAACCAAGAGAAGACGAACAAGAAAUACGUAGAAGUAAAGACAAAGGAUGGGCCUGGGUUGUUUGUGCGGGGUCGUUCUUGAUGAUGUUUUUCACAUUUGGAACGCAUACUUGUUUUGGCUUUUUUCUAAGUGCUUUGCUCGAUCAUUUUAAGGACAGUAAAGGUGAAACAGCGUGGGUUGGCUCCAUUAGUAUCAAUCUUCUAUUUCUGUUCAGUCCAAUCACCAGUCAUAUAGCGGGGCGGUAUGGUGUACGUGUAGUUACCGUAGCAGGCGGGAUUGUCAUCAGCUGUGGUCUCUUCAUCUCAGCUUUUUCUCCUAAUAUACUCGUAUUGUAUCUAACAUACGGCCUUCUAUUUGGAGUUGGUACAAGUCUGUGCGGUACGAUGGCUCUCAUUGUGACCAUGGAAUAUUUUGACAAACAUUUAUCUCUCGCUACAGGGAUUGUAGCAUCAGGWGGCAGUGUGGGGACCUUGUCUCUGGCUCCUUUYAUUCAGUAUCUAUUAGAAAGGUUUGGAUGGCAAUYAACCUUCAAAAUUCUUGGUUCUGUAGGAGUAUUAUUAGCGGUAGUUGGUUUUGUGUUUAAACCAAUAAAAAAGAGAAGCGAUGAAGGCGAACCUCUUCGACGUCAAAGCCAAGGCUCGUGUAUCUCGAACCGUAAAUGUUGCAAUUUUAACKUUUUUGACUUUUCUGUGCUCAGAAACAAAGCAUUUAUUCUUUGGAUUAUCGCGACGUCUUCCUCMGGGUUGGGGUAUUUUAUUCCAUACUUUUUUGUGAUCAAAUACUCCGAGGAUAUAGGUAUUCCAAGAUCCAAAGSUAGCUGGCUAAUCUCGUAUCUCGGCAUCUCAUCGACAAUUGGUCGUAUACUCUUCGGAAAACUAUCUGAUAUUUGCCGUGUUCGAAACCUGAAUAUUUAUCGUUGUUGUAUGCUGCUUAUUGGAGUAGCAUCAGCACUAUGUACYUUAGCCGAGACAUACGAAGCAUUGAUUGCUUAUGUAGUGGUUUUAGGACUGCUUGAUGGCUCUUACAUUGGAUUAAUGUCUAUUGUCACGUUAGACAUAGUCAGGUUGAACAACAUUAUCCCUGCCUGGGGUAUAUUGUAUUUUUGUCAGUCAUUUACGUAUCUGCUUGGCCCACCGGCCGCUGGAAUGAUUUGUGAUUACCUCUCAUCCUAUAAACCAGUGUUCUACAUGGCUUCCUUUUCCAUGAUCUUUGGAGCCAUCGUUUUAUUAUUUGUUCCAUGUUACAUACCCGUUAGCACUACCAACUUACAACAGGAGCUAGUGACAAACAUUACUAUCACCUCCCCUAACGGGACGUGCACGAGAGGUCUGCCUGAUAUAAUCGUUACAGUUUCCCCAAACAGAGAAUAUCUUGUUGAGGAAAACUUAACAUCUCUAUGAAUAACGAAAUAUAAGAUAAUAUUUAACAAUUAUUCGCCGAAGGCGAAGUGAAUAUCGGGGAUUAUUUACCUAGACGUGAGUCUUCGAGCGGCGAG
Messenger RNA from Actinia tenebrosa (Australian red waratah sea anemone), 1939 nucleotides. Its product is annotated as monocarboxylate transporter 12. Gene Ontology annotation, molecular function: monocarboxylic acid transmembrane transporter activity. The record is from RefSeq and is a predicted model, not a curated record. Lineage: Eukaryota; Metazoa; Cnidaria; Anthozoa; Actiniaria; Actiniidae. Gene Ontology annotation, biological process: transmembrane transport.